Messenger RNA from Chinchilla lanigera (long-tailed chinchilla), 3981 nucleotides. RefSeq names its product chemerin chemokine-like receptor 1 (gene Cmklr1). Gene Ontology annotation, biological process: phospholipase C-activating G protein-coupled receptor signaling pathway; complement receptor mediated signaling pathway; positive regulation of macrophage chemotaxis. NCBI's taxonomy places the organism in Eukaryota, Metazoa, Chordata, Mammalia, Rodentia, Chinchillidae. Gene Ontology annotation, molecular function: complement receptor activity; G protein-coupled receptor activity. The record is from RefSeq and is a predicted model, not a curated record. The transcript is spliced from 3 exons. Gene Ontology annotation, cellular component: plasma membrane. The coding region runs from base 465 to 1580 and encodes 371 amino acids.
GUCCCCGCGGGCGCUGGUGGGAGCCCCCACUCCCCCAGCUGCAGCCCCCGCCCUCCCUGGGCAGCCCGUUUCCUGCUCCUCCCUCGCCGCUCCCUCCAGCUGUUUCUCCGGCUGAGUUCUUUCCCCGUCCCAUUCAGUCCUGAGCGGGAGCGGCUUGGGACAGAGCAGGAUCCAGGCGAGCCUGCUGCAGACUGGGAGAGCGCUGCGGGGGACUGGGCCCUGGGGGUCCCAGGGCAUCUUCCAUGAGCUCGAAGUACUGCUUCUGGGCAAGAGCCAUCGCCUGAGGAAGCGUGUGACCCGCGUCUCCUGCGCGGCUUGGAGUGGCCGGGAGCCGCGGUAACCCUCGGGAAGACAAGACCGGACACCGAGGAGGAGGGGCAGGUGUCGCCAGCUGUGCACAGGGACUGACUGCCUGGCCGAGGACCCACAGUGGAGUGCUUCUGGCACCACAACAGUGAGUGAAAAUGGAGGAUGGAGAUUACAACAGUUCUGCCGCCUAUGAUUCAGACUAUCUGGAUGGUUAUGACUCUGUCAUGAUUUUGGAGGAGUCUUCUCCCCUGGAGGCCAAGGUAGCCAGGAUCUUCCUGGUGGUGAUCUACAGCAUUGUGUGCUUCCUUGGGAUCUUGGGCAAUGGCCUGGUGAUUGUCAUUGCCACCUUCAAGAUGAAGAAGACGGUGAACACUGUCUGGUUCCUCAACCUGGCUGUGGCAGAUUUCCUGUUCAAUGUCUUCCUGCCUAUCCACAUAGCCUAUGCCGCCAUGGACUACCACUGGGUGUUUGGGACCGCCAUGUGCAAGAUCAGCAACUUCCUGCUCAUCCACAACAUGUACACCAGUGUCUUCCUGCUGACCAUCAUCAGUUUUGACCGCUGCAUCUCUGUGCUUCUUCCCGUCUGGUCCCAGAACCACCGCAGCAUCCGGCUGGCCUACAUGGCCUGCAUGGUCAUCUGGGUGCUAGCUUUCUUCCUGAGUUCCCCAUCCCUCGUCUUUCGGGACACAGUCAAUCUGCAUGGGAAGAUAGCCUGCUUCAACAACUUUAACCUGUCCGCACCUGGCCCUUCCUCCUCAUUUGCUCACUUCCAACUGCACCCCGUGGGGCAGAGAUGGCAUAUGGUGGUGACACUCACCCGCUUCCUCUGUGGCUUCCUGGUCCCCGUCUUCAUCAUCACAGCCUGCUACCUCACCAUUGUCUGCAAACUGCACCGCAACCGCCUGGCCAAGACCAAGAAACCCUUCAAGAUUAUCGUGACUAUCAUCAUCACCUUCUUCCUCUGCUGGUGCCCGUAUCACGCCAUCUACCUCCUGGAGCUCUACCACAAGGCCAUCCCUGGCACUGUGUUCAGCCUGGGUUUGCCCCUCGCCACUGCCAUUGCCAUUGCUAACAGCUGCAUGAACCCCAUUCUGUACGUUUUCAUGGGCCAGGACUUCAAGAAGUUCAAGGUGGCCUUCUUCUCCCGCUUGGUUAAUGCUCUGAGCGAGGACACGGGCCACUCCUCUUACCCUAGCCACAGGAGCUUUACCAAGAUGUCCUCAAUGAAUGAGAAGUCUUCGAUGAAUGAAAAGGAGACCAGCAUGCUGUGAGUCUCUCCUGAGAAGUCCCCAGUGGGCACUCCCAACCCAAGGCUGCCCCAGGACAUUCCAACGCCCAGUGCAUUUUGUAUGGGGUGGGCCAUAUUUUGAGCGGGGAAUCCAGCACAGGGAAACUCUUUCUCUAAGUGGGAUGGUGGACAGAUCCUGUCCUGUUGCGCAUAACCUUGGACCUGCAGUCCAUGAUCUGUGGGAGACCAGCCUUGCCCAAUUCGGAAUAAUAAAGGAAGAAUUCUCAAAAGCACUGCCAUGAACUGGGAUCAGCAUAAGGCUGUGGGAUGAAGCUACCUACUGUGUAGCCCUGAAACGCCACACUCUGUGAGGUCCCUAGUGUGAGCAGGGGAGGUCAAAGAAAAUCCAGAGUGAUGCAGUUUGCACUUUACCCCUUAUACCUUUAUCAGUAGUUGGCCAGAAAACUCCACUCUUCCAGCCAUUCCUCUGGGUUUAAGGAGUAUGAGAUUCAUGGUUAGCUGGGACAGAAAGAUGACAUCAGCCCAUGAACUUUCAAGACCAUGAACUUGACUUUCAGAUGAGCUGGGAAGACAGAGACCAGGGGGCUUUGUGAGAUCUUUGCAAGGACAAGACAAGGGAGGUGCCUGCAAACAGGACUUGGGGCUUGGUGGGGGGGUCAGGAACGAUAAAGGCAGAGCAUAGACCCCUCAAAGGUCAUAGACAUGCAGCACCUCAUCCUAAAACUCCACAGGGCAAUGAUGCUUUGGCUGUAGGUGCUAUAAGGGCGUGGGUGGUGCCAGACCUUUGCUCCAGCUGUGCUCUGGGCUCGUGAUGGUUACCUGGGGCUGCCGGACCUCUUCACUAGCAGCCGCCACCUGUCACAGGGUUCUUUCCUUCUCUAAUCCACUCAGCUCCGGCUAGAGGUGCUCGGAAUAAAACUCUCCUGGAGGUGGGCGUGGAAGGGGCAGGGCUUCUGCUUUUCUCCCUUUCCCUCCAGGCCUUGUUGGAGACUGCUCCAAAGCACAGCUUUGGAAAGCAGCCUGGGAGCAUCUCCUGGAGGAAGGAGGUGCCCCAGGGCCCACCACAACCUGGGAUCCAACUUCUUCAGCCAAGCUCCUGAGAUAAGACAACAAGCAGCCCAUGUGCAGCCCUGUGGCCUGACUCUUCUUAUCUGCACCAGACACUUCCUGCUGCAGGGAAUGACAUUGUCCAUUCCCAAACAAGGCUGAGGCUCUGAGGGUGAAAGUAACUCCCCUCUCAUCACACACAGCACAUCAGUGGCAGAGAUAAGAUCUGAAUCAGGGUCUGCCCGGCUCCAGUAUCUAUUAAGACUAUUCCAGGCUAUAACGACAGCCUACAUUUAUUUAGCACUUUCCAUGUUAAGUACUUUCUAUGUAUUAUCUCAUGUAUUCCUCACAGCCACUCCAAGUUAGGUACAAUGAUUAUUUCCCUCUUACAUAUGAGGGAUCUGAGGCUCAGAGAGGUUAAGUAGCUUUCUCAAGGACACUGAGCUAGUCCCUGCCGAAGGCCGGAUUGGAGCUUCAGUUUGCCUGCCUCAAAAGAGGCUGCGGAGUCAGGAAGCAACGAGAGAGGCUGGGGUUUUAACUAAAACUAUUGAUUCUUCAGCAGAUGGCUGUGAACAUCUUAAUGACAAUUAAGAAGCUUUGCAGGUAGUUUUCAGAAUGAUCCAACGUAUACAGAAAAGGCAUUUGGCCUCCAGUUCCCUCAACACCCAUCAACAUUCACCCCCAUGGCUCCCGUGCCUGGUACCCUCUGAGGUCUGCAGAAGAGGGGGUUUGGGGGUGGGCCUGGCAGGAGGCAGCCUCUAUGGGCCCAGGGCCUUCUGGCCUCUAAGUGUCCACAUUCUGUUCUCUUCCAAGUCUCCUCGUUGCUAAGCCAAUUCUCCAACAGGAUGCAAGGAACAGAUGUAAUGUCCACCUCUAGCUGGGCCAGUCCCCGGGCUUCAGGCUGUUUGGAAUCACACUUCAUUAAAGGACAGACUGUUCCUUCCUGGUUGGGUCUUGAUGCUUAUGACGAGGCGGCUCUGAGCGGACACAGGCUGGGGACUCGAAUGCUUCAAGGAGUCUGCACUUGCUCCACUUGGGAGCCAAAGGGGAACUGUGAAUAUGACUUUGUGCCCCAACAUCUCUUCCCCAGCUUUCAGAUGAAGCAACCGAGGUACAAAAUGGCAUAAGAUUUGUCCCAGGUCACAGGGACAGUCACUUGUGGCUGGGGGAUGAUGGCACUCCUCCUGGGCUUCCUGGUCGGCCAGGCCAGGCUAGGGAGCCAGGAAUUUAUGUUGUCAUCGGAAAAGCUGAUAAACAGGAGCACAGUUCAAGCCUCCUCAGAGCCAAACCUCCCUCUUUCUGGCUGCUAUUCCAGAAUACCUAUUCUGACUGAAGUUUCCCCUUGAGUAUUAAAUGCAACCAUGACAUUUUCAUCA